This is a messenger RNA of Habropoda laboriosa, 870 nucleotides long. RefSeq names its product peptidyl-prolyl cis-trans isomerase B-like. Bases 1 to 774 code for a protein of 257 amino acids. Gene Ontology annotation, biological process: protein folding; protein peptidyl-prolyl isomerization. Gene Ontology annotation, cellular component: intracellular membrane-bounded organelle. The record is from RefSeq and is a predicted model, not a curated record. Lineage: Eukaryota; Metazoa; Arthropoda; Insecta; Hymenoptera; Apidae. Gene Ontology annotation, molecular function: peptidyl-prolyl cis-trans isomerase activity. The transcript is spliced from 6 exons.
AUGAGGCUGGAAAUGUCGGAGAACACGGUGCACACCGGGCGGAAUCGUAAAGCCAUGAAGAUCCUGUUGACAGCGAUAGCUUGCCUGAUCGCGGUGGUCGCAGCUUUAGAGAAUGACAAUCUCACUGUCACCGAGCAAGUAUACCUCGACGUUAUGAUUGACGAUCAUCCGGUGGGUAGAAUAGUGAUAGGAUUGUUCGGUGACAGCGUGCCGAAAACUGUGAGAAAUUUCGUCACUUUGGCGACCACCGGAAUUGCGAGGAAAACGUACAAGGGGACGAGAUUUCAUCGAGUGAUUAAAAAAUUCAUGAUUCAAGGUGGAGAUAUAGAGAACGACGAUGGCACUGGUUCGAUCAGCAUCUAUGGAAAAUAUUUCGAAGACGAGAAUUUCGACAUUGGUCACAGCACACCAAUGUACGUAAGUAUGGCUAAUGCUGGAAAAGACACGAACGGCUGUCAAUUCUUCAUCACGACAAUUCCCACACCCUGGUUAGAUGGAAAACACACUGUAUUCGGAAAGGUCGUCGACGGUCAAGAUGUGGUCUUCAAGAUCGAACAGACGAAAACGGACGCUGACGAUAUUCCCAUUAAACCUGUGGUCGUUUUUGAAUGUGGCACUAUACCUACUCCGUCACCCUUUAAGAUAGACGACAAUAUUUACAACAUCUGGGCGUGGAUAAAGGCGUCAUCGGUGCCGUUAGGUUUCAGUAUCGCGAUCCUCUCCUUUUUCCACUACGUAAUGAAGAAGUUAGACGUGGAAUCGUACGAAGUAUGAAAAUUUGACGAAUUUUUAUUGCGAAACUCUUUCUUGGCGGUUAAUACCAGCGACGCCGCAAGAUGGCGGCAGCAAUUCUACGCCACAAAUCUGGCC